CUGAGGUGAAACAAAGUGAGAGCAGUUAUGAUCGUUCACAUGAGAUGGAGUCUCUUUAUUUUAUGGUUUUUACAUCAUGGAGACUUCUCCUGGGCAGAGAGGUUCACUGUUGUUGGUCCUUCUCCUUCCAUUGUUUCUUACGUUGGUGAAGAUGUCAUCCUGCUCGCCUCCCUGUCACCAGCAUUGGAUGCUGAGGGCUUUGAGGUCAGGUGGUUCACAACUAAUAUCUUUUCUCCAGUGCUUUUAUAUGCGGAUUACAGAAUCAUAAAUCUCAUCGACUCAAGAAGAGCUCUUUUUCAAGAGAAGCUGAAGAGCGGCAACGUAUCUCUUAUUGUGCAGAGUGUCCGUGUGUCUGAUGAAGGCGUCUACACGUGUCUUGUGGCCUCUGGACCGUUGGAGGAAGACGUGAAGAUUACACUGAAUGUUGAAGUUUUAGGUGCUCAGCCCUCCAUUUCUAUGAGCUCCACUGAAGGCCAGAAGACCCGACUGGAGUGCAGCGCUGAGAAGUGGAACCCCCAACCAGAAGUCACCUGGAGGGACAUGAAUGGGGCAGACGUGACGUCACAGUCCACAAUAAAGUCAGAGCGGGACUCCGAGGGUCUUCUGAGAGUGAGCAGCGUCCUCCCGGUGAAGGAGGAGUACAACGUGUUCAGCUGUCUGAUGAGAAGUAAAGCACCAAAGCCAGACUGGCACUCCGGACUUGGCAUCUACAGUUUCUCCCCAGGGGUCUCUGGCUGGUUGGUGGCUUUCUGUGUCUUGUUGGUUCUUUGCUUAGUGGUGACUCCCCUGCUGGUCAUUCAAUGGAGAAGAAUGAGAGAAACAAACACCAGAUAUGACUCAAUAGUCGGAUUCCUUCCUAUUUGGUUUCUGCACAAGGAAAUUGAAAAGUCACAACGCGUCACCAAUGCAGAAUGGAGGAGAAUAUGCAGCUCAGCAGCUGAUGUCACUUUUGACCCUGAGACUGCACAUCCAUGUCUCAUUGUGUCUGAAGACGGGAAAGAAGUGAGACUGACAGACACAUGGCAGAGUGUGACGGAAAAUCCAAAGAGGUUUAACCACUGUGUUUGUGUACUGGCCAGAGAAAGAUUCACGUCAGGGCGACACUACUGGGAGGUGGAGGUCGGGGGGAAGACUAACUGGGAUUUAGGAGUCGCCAGAGAGUCGGUCAGCAGGAAGGGGGAUAUUACAGUGCGCCCAUAUGAUGGAUACUGGACUGUGUGUCUGAGGAAUGAGAACGAGUAUGUAGCUUGCAUUGGCCGUUCUCUCCCCCUCCCGCUGAGAGUGAAGCCCCAGACAGUGGGGGUCUUUCUGGACUAUGAUGGAGGUCAGGUCUCCUUUUACAAUGCCCAGUCCCGCUCUCACCUCUACACCUUCACAGACUCCUUCACUGAGCCCCUCUAUCCGUACUUCAAUCCUAAUCUUAAUGACGAUGAUAAAAACGCGGCCCCUCUGGUCAUCUGCCCCCUGCGCACACACUGACCCCUCUGUAUUAAUGUCGUCUGUCCAUCUCUGAGCAGCACAAAGCCGAUGGAGACUUUCUUUAACAUCAGACCACCGAACUCAA
Molecule: messenger RNA, 1564 nt
Organism: Polypterus senegalus (gray bichir)
Lineage: Eukaryota; Metazoa; Chordata; Cladistia; Polypteriformes; Polypteridae
Product: butyrophilin subfamily 1 member A1-like
Exons: 10
Coding region: 28-1479 (483 amino acids)
Molecular function (GO): protein binding
Source: RefSeq, a predicted model, not a curated record